AUGACGAGCGGAUUGGCUAGCAUCCAGAGUAACCAUGGGCCCAAGGCCACGAGCUACAGCAUCAGUAAAUGUGCUCUCAAUAUGCUGACUUAUAAGCAAGCGCGAGAAAAACCAGAUCUGAUCCCUUUCGUUGUUGAUCCUGGAUGGGUCAAGACUGAGAUGGGAGGUCCUGGUGCGAUGCUGGAGCCUCAUGAAUCUGUAUCUGGGAUAUUGAAGCAUGUAUCGGGUGCUACGCCUGAUUGUGCUGGAAAGUUCUUUGGCUAUCGGGGGAACGAGAUUCCUUGGUGA
This is a messenger RNA of Serpula lacrymans var. lacrymans S7.9, 288 nucleotides long. RefSeq lists its product as uncharacterized. Lineage: Eukaryota; Fungi; Basidiomycota; Agaricomycetes; Boletales; Serpulaceae. Gene Ontology annotation, molecular function: oxidoreductase activity, acting on the CH-OH group of donors, NAD or NADP as acceptor. The record is from RefSeq and is a predicted model, not a curated record. The transcript is spliced from 2 exons. Bases 1 to 288 code for a protein of 95 amino acids.